This is a messenger RNA of Arachis stenosperma, 1379 nucleotides long. Its product is annotated as transcription factor MYB93-like. The record is from RefSeq and is a predicted model, not a curated record. NCBI's taxonomy places the organism in Eukaryota, Viridiplantae, Streptophyta, Magnoliopsida, Fabales, Fabaceae. The coding region runs from base 65 to 1186 and encodes 373 amino acids. The transcript has 3 exons.
GCGCAGCCCCUUGUUAGUUUGAUUUGGUGCGGUAAGAGUGGAAAAAUUAAAAAGACUGCACAAUAUGGGAAGGUCUCCAUGCUGCGAUGAGAGUGGCCUUAAGAAAGGUCCAUGGACUCCUGAAGAAGAUCAAAAGCUUGUUCACCACAUUCAGAAACAUGGCCAUGGAAGUUGGAGAGCACUUCCUAAGUUAGCGGGUCUUAAUAGAUGUGGCAAGAGCUGUAGACUUAGGUGGACUAACUAUUUGAGGCCUGAUAUUAAGAGGGGCAAAUUCUCCCAAGAAGAAGAGCAAACCAUUCUCCAUCUUCAUUCCAUUCUUGGAAACAAGUGGUCAGCAAUUGCGACCCAUCUUCCGGGGAGAACAGACAACGAGAUAAAGAAUUUCUGGAACACUCAUUUGAAGAAGAAGCUGAUUCAGAUGGGUUUUGAUCCAAUGACUCAUCAACCAAGAACUGACCUUGUUUCUACCCUCCCAUACCUCAUAGCUUUGGCGAGCAUGAUGGACACAUCAUCAUCAAUUGAUGAACAUGCUCUGAGCUUACAAGCAGAGGCAAUUCAAAUGGCAAAGCUUCAGUACCUUCAUUACUUACUCCAAUCUUCCUCAUCAAAUUCCAACCUUGCCUUGGACCAAAACAAUCCCAUCAACAUCACAAACAUGGAACCUCCUUUCAGUUUGUUAAAUGUGAAAGAGAAUAUUAAUACUAAUAAUAAUAAUAAUAAUAAUGGUCCUUCUUCAUUUCCUCAUCAUCAUCAUCAUGGGAAUGGGAUUCUUAUUGAUGAUGAUAGUAGCUGUCAACCACUCCACUACCACCCAAACAUGCUAUUAUCUCACUUUUUAGACCCACCAUCACAACAAGUCUCUUUCAAUUCCCAAUCAUGUUUGAAUAAUAUUAAUGAGCAAGGUCAAGGUUCUACUACUAACUAUGCAAUCAUAAGUCAAAUGGAUCACACAACAGCUGAUGAUAAUUCCUCCUGGAUUCUUCCAUCUUCUUCUCCAUUAUCAUCUAUUGCUCCAAAUAAUAAUGGACCCUCUACUACUACUAGUAACAAUAAUAAUCCAGGAGAUACAAGCAGCACCACUUCUAGCUAUGGAGGAGGAGGAGGAGGAGGACCUGCUUCUUCCUCCUCUUCUUAUUGGUCUGAACUCUUUCUUGUGGACCCUACUAUCAUGCAUGAGCUACCUUAGUUUUAUUUUUUAUUUUCAGAUUAUAGUUGGCACUGUAUUUGGUGUGUGUGUGUGUGUUUUUAUUUUAUGCCUUGUUCAUCAUCACAUUAUUGUUUCUUGCCACUUCUUUCAAAUCAACACACAUCUACAUAUAUAUAGGUUAUAUAUAUUAUAGUAUGUAUAAAUAUAUAUGUAUUACAUGUAUGCGUAUUUA